ACGGAUUUUUAAAGUAAACAGAUAAAAUUUAUCAUAUGCAUAGUCAUUUUUAAUUGAACGAUAGCCAAUAACAGACAAUUACAAGAAACGUACUUGCAGCAGAUCUACUUCUCAAUUUCAAUCUUUUAUUCUUUUAACAGUAAUGGCAUUAAGAACAUAUGUCAGUUUAACAUUGUAUUUAAAAGUAAGAAUUACACAGUAUAAUAGGAAUAUUUUACAAAUAAAACGUAUUCGUUAUGAACAUAAUGAUGUCAUCCAAUUGUAUCACAGUGAAAAUGGUGUUUAUGGAUACAGACCAAAAGAACAACAAAAAUAUUUUGAAGUGUCAAAAGAAGACUUAGAGAUACGAUCUAAAAAUAGUAAUUUCUAUAGACUUGUUAUGGCAUAUAGACAAUUUGCUCACAAACAAGCCAACAUAGAUCCCAUAUCAUUGAGCAAACAACUAAUGCUUCCAGAAUUGCAACCAGAACAAUUUGGAUUAAAUCUAACAGACAAAGUAUCGUUCCAAGGAAUUUUAAAAAUAAAACAAAAGGAAGGAACUAUUUCAGAAGCACUAAAGUUUUUGAAUACUAUCUAUUGUUCUUAUAUUGGAGUGGAAUUUAAUCAUCUUGAGAGCGAAGAAGAAAGGGAAUGGUUUGCUAACACUACAGAAGAGUGCUUAAUAGAAUCAUUGGAUAAUAAAACACGGAUUGCUAUUGUAACAGAGAUGUUAAAGAGUCAAACGUUUGAUAAUUUUCUAGCUACAAAAUUUGUAAGCUUGAAAAGAUAUAGUGGAGAAGGGGCAGAAAGCAUGAUGGCUUUUUUUCACGAAUUUUUUAAACUAUCUUUAAAUACUGACUUGACUGAUAUCGUUAUCUGUAUGCCACAUCGUGGACGCUUAAAUUUUUUAACAGGAAUGCUUGAUUUUCCACCAGAAAAAUUAUUUCGUAAACUUAAAGGAUCUUCAGAAUUUCCAGAUGAUGCAAAGACUGUGGGUGAUGUUGCAAGUCAUUUAGUGUCUUCCACAAAUCUAAAAAUUGAUGAUAAAAGUUUACAUGUUACAAUGCUCCGUAAUCCAUCUCAUCUAGAAGCUGUUAAUCCAGUUUCUAUGGGAAAAACUCGUGGAAUCAUGCAGAUUGUCAAGGAUGGUGCAUAUAAUAAUGAUUGUACUACAUGGUGGAGUGAUAAAAUUCAUGGUGAUGCUGCUUAUAUAGGACAAGGAAUUGAUCAAGAAUGUCUAGCAUUAAGUAAUGUACCACACUUUGAGAUAGGAGGCACAAUCCAUUUAAUAAUUAAUAAUCAAUUAGGAUUUACAACUCCACCUUCUAGAGGUAGAUCCUCUAGAUAUUGCACAGAUUUGGCAAAAAUGAUUGCAGCUCCUGUAAUUCAUGUAAAUGGAGAUGAACCAGAAAUGGUUGUACGAGCUACAAGAAUAGCUUUUAAAUAUCAAAGGAAAUUUAAAAAAGAUAUUUUUAUAGAUAUAAAUUGCUUCAGAAGAUGGGGUCAUAACGAAUUAGAUGAUCCAACUUUAACAAAUCCAAAGAUAUAUAAAAUUAUACAAAAUCGUCCAUCUGUACCAGAUCGAUAUGUAGAAAAAUUAAUCAAGUCCAAUAUCUUGACAAAGGCUAAAACAGAAAAUAUUGUGAAAGAACAUAAUAAAUGGUUGUCUGAAGCCCUUAAACAAGUUGAAAAUUACGUUCCAGAAGUAACAUACUUCUCAGGCAGAUGGACUGGAAUGAAACAAGCUGAAGACAGUAUAACUCAAUGGGAUACAGGUAUUGAUAUAGAUUUGCUAAGAUUUAUUGGGGAAAGAAGUGUCCAUGUAGAAACAAAUUUUAAUAUUCACCAUCAAUUACUGAAAAAUCAUGUUCAAGCCCGGCUGAAAAAACUAAUAUCUGGUGAACAGUUAGAUUGGGCCACUGCAGAAGCAUUGGCUAUAGGAUCUUUACUUUAUCAAGGUUAUAAUGUUAGAAUAAGUGGACAAGAUAUAGGUAGAGGAACAUUUUCCCAUAGGCAUGCUAUGUUUGUUGAUCAGAAUACUGAAAACAUUUAUAUUCCAUUAAACUCUAUGGCAGAUGAACAAACUGGAAAAUUAGAAUUAGCUAAUAGUAUUCUAUCAGAAGAAGCAGUACUGGGUUAUGAAUAUGGUAUAAGCAUUACAGUUCCAACAACUUUAACUAUUUGGGAAGCACAAUUUGGAGAUUUUUUUAAUGGAGCGCAAAUUAUUAUCGAUACCUUCAUAACAAGUGGUGAAGCAAAGUGGAUGGUCAGUAGUGGGUUGACAAUGCUUUUGCCUCAUGGUUAUGAUGGUGCUGGAUCAGAGCAUAGUUCAUGUAGAAUUGAACGUUUCUUACAACUUACAAAUAGCAAAGAAGAUAAAGUUGAUGGCGAACAUGUUAAUAUACAAGUAGUUAAUCCCACUACACCAGCACAGUAUUUUCAUUUAUUGAGAAGGCAGAUGAUAAGAAAUUUUCGAAAACCAUUAAUUGUGAUAUCACCUAAAAUAUUAUUACGACAUGCGAAUGCUACAUCAUCAUUGACAGAUAUGAAGCCUGGUACAAGUUUCAAGCCCGUUAUAGGAAAUAGUGAUAAAGAUAUUUCUAAAAUAAAUAAAGUAAUCUUAACCAGUGGAAAACAUUAUUAUGCUCUUGAAGAUUAUAAGAAGACUAUUGGAGAAAAUAAUGUUGCAAUUAUUAGAUUAGAAUGUCUUUGUCCAUUUCCUACUCAAGAAUUAUUGGAAGAAAUACAAAAAUAUAAUCAUGCAAAACUUUUCAUAUGGAGUCAAGAAGAACCUCGAAAUAUGGGAGCAUGGAAUUUCGUGAAACCACGUUUUGAAAAUCUAUGUGGUCAACAAUUAAAAUACUGUGGACGCCCUGCUAUGGCAGCACCAGCUGUUGGCGAAGCCAAAUUGCAUCAACAAGAAGUAGAAGAAAUCAUAAGAAAACCAUUUUUGAUAAAAACAUUUUAAACUAAUUAAAAGUAUUUUCAAAAAUUUA
Messenger RNA from Vespula vulgaris, 2975 nucleotides. Its product is annotated as probable 2-oxoglutarate dehydrogenase E1 component DHKTD1 homolog, mitochondrial. The transcript is spliced from 13 exons. NCBI's taxonomy places the organism in Eukaryota, Metazoa, Arthropoda, Insecta, Hymenoptera, Vespidae. Gene Ontology annotation, molecular function: thiamine pyrophosphate binding; oxoglutarate dehydrogenase (succinyl-transferring) activity. Gene Ontology annotation, biological process: tricarboxylic acid cycle. The record is from RefSeq and is a predicted model, not a curated record. Bases 143 to 2947 code for a protein of 934 amino acids.